CUUCAAGAUAUGCGAUCUGUUUCGUUUUCGGUGCCUCACCCUGUAUAAAUUAUGAUGUAUUUAUUAGGCAAACUGGUACUUUUUGAGGUAAGAUGUAUAUUAUCCUUAGAAAUGAUUCAUCUUCUCUCCAAAACAAGUUUAAAUGAAUGAAUGUUUUUUUACAGUUUCUUUAUUGAUCUUUUAUGUUUACAAAUUACCAGGACAACCAUGUUUCCAGUUAUUUAUUCGAUAAAUUUGAUGUAUCAAAAGCUAUCCCAACACUAAAAUAAAAUAAUUUUAGUAAAUAAAAUUGGUAAAUUUGUGAUCAACAAACAAUGCAACACAUGGAAGAAGAAGCCAAAAAUGUGAUUAAAUCACUGAAACCCAUAGAAAGAUUAUUUCCAAAAAAACCACCUUAUCUAUUUUGUGGAGAAUAUUUAGCAUCAAAACAAUUUACCAGAGAAUUACCAAAAAAAUUGCCAAGAAAAAACUUUAAUUUUGACAAUCUUGCUGAGAGAAGCGUUGCAACAAAUUACCAUUUUGUUCUGAAGGAAUACUUCAAAAUUGAAGAUGAACUACAAAAAACUAGGGCCGAAGCCGCAGACAAGCGCCAAUCUAUGGACCAACAGUGGAAAGAACUAGAAGAAAAAGAAUUAGAAUUAAGAAAUACAUUCAUAGAAUUCGAUGAGUUUGUGGAACAGAAUAAACUGAAACGUGAAAGGGGUGCAAAAAAGAUAGAAGAGCUGCUUAUUCGUACGGCUAAAAAAUCUGAAGAAUUAGAAAAACUUCAAAAGGAAUACGACCAAAUAGUUGCACUUCGGAGUGCAUUAGACAUUGCCAACAAAAACGUCUGUAUUUUUGAGAAAUUUUUGUUCGAAGUCGCCAAAAGGGAUAAGGUCAAUUUUGGAACAAUUGAUAGAAUUUUUAGUCGAUAUACUGCAUUGGUAAAGGCCAGACAAGAUUUAACAGAUCGGUAUAAGAAUUAUAUGGAUGAAUUAGAAAUAAUUAAAAAAACAACAGAUAAAAUCAUUUUCGAAAAAUAUAUCCAAAUUGAAGGAAUGCACAACACCAUUACCGACCUGCAGCGGCGUCUAGAAACGUCCAAAAUAAAGGCCAGAAAUGCCGAAAAAUUCGUACAGCAAGUCUUUCUUGCGGGUCAAAAGAAAGUCCAAGAAACCGAAUACGCCAAACAAUCCUGUUGGCAGAUCUACGAACACAUUUGUCAGAGGAAAAAUAGAAAGCCAAUUUAUAAAGAUGACCCAGAAAAGCAGCUUGACGUCAUUAAGAAGUGCUUGAGGAAGUUGGGAUUGGUUAAUAGGAUGGUAGAAGCGUUAAAUGACGAAGAUUGGACUCCUCCGACUGAAAGAGAGUCUAGCGGUGACAGUAUCGUCGCAAAUGUCGUUACUAGGAUUUUAUCGUCGAGAAAAUAAUGUUUUAUACCAAAAUAUAUUCGUAAUAUAGUAGUUUAAUGAAUUUUUCGAAUAAAAUAACAGAUUAAAUUUCUUUUAAAAUAAACUACCCGUUAGUGAUGCCGUGAGAUGAGACGAUAUACUAUAGUCUUAAAUAUACCAAUAUGUCAUUCUAAAGUA
Psylliodes chrysocephalus is the source of this 1568-nucleotide messenger RNA. The record is from the annotation of a GenBank genome assembly. NCBI's taxonomy places the organism in Eukaryota, Metazoa, Arthropoda, Insecta, Coleoptera, Chrysomelidae.